This is a messenger RNA of Diatraea saccharalis (sugarcane borer), 380 nucleotides long. The record is from the annotation of a GenBank genome assembly. NCBI's taxonomy places the organism in Eukaryota, Metazoa, Arthropoda, Insecta, Lepidoptera, Crambidae.
AUGGAUAUAUUAUUUGUAGACAAUGGCAGACAAGACGAGAUUGAAACUUUCUAUGAAGCCUGCCAACGUCAUAGAGAUUUUUAUAGAGGCUACCCCAAAGCAUAUCAUCCAUUACUUUACUUCAAAGAGCCCACGUACUAUGGCCAGUGUCCACCGGAUAUGACACCGAUUUAUCUGGAUUACCCAAUGUUCUUUGUGAAGUAUAAACAGCCCCUAGUUUUGCCGAGUUCUACUGGUCGUACAAGUGGAAUGCCAGCGCUCCCAAGCCGCACACUGGGCGGACGCUUCAAUAAAGCUGCUUGCAAAGCUUUCGUUAGAUAGGUGAAUAUUUAUUAUUUUCGCAUCCAACAUCUCAUUACUUGACACUAUAGUUAUAGGAG